AUGGAUCCUUUAGGUGGAAAUGUGAAAGAAAAUAAGAGAUAUAAUAUUAUGCAGCCAUCCAAACAAAGAGAUAGAAAUCCAUUUGAUAUACCCUGGCAUAAGCGCGUGUUUACCAAAUGCUCUAAAAAGAAAAAAAAUAAACCUGAACCCUUUAUAAUGGAUGAACCUAAGUCUAUAUGUGAUGUAGAUAAUGAAUUUUAUAAAAUUAUCGAAGGGCGUCCCAUUAGAUCAUUUAUAGAUAUAAAAGUAUAUAUGAAGACCAUAAGAGAUAUUCUUCUAACUCGAGCCAACAUAUGCUAUCAAACAUCAGACUUAAUUAUCCAAAUGGACAAUGCGACAUCUGAAGAAUUAGAAGAAUAUAAUAAGGUUGCAAAACUAUACGCUAGCGUUAAAACUAGCUUCAUAUAUUUUGCACAAGAAAGUUAUGAUACCGCUAAACAGUGCCAAAAACUUGCCCAGGAAAAAGCUAAUUUAGUAGACAUUGCUAUAGAAAAACUUAAUGAUUACUGUUUUGUGGGCAAUCGCUUAAGAAAUGAAAUCGAAAACUUAAUUGCAAUACUAAAAACGUUGUCUCAGUAUGGUCAGUUUUUGUACACUAUAGCACCCGUUCCCUGGAAAGAAAUGCAUCACCGCAAAUUUUUAAGGACCAGAUCUGUUUCUACCAAACUAUUUGCUACUGAUAUGUCAACACCAUCCGAUGAACUCGACUAUCAAUUAUUUAUUCCUUUACUAAAAAAUGACGAGCCUGAACUAUAUUUCAAAAAGCCAAAGGAAAUUAUUGAUGUUUUUGAUGAAAUGAGUAAACAAUGCCUUAAUUACAUGGAAAUGGAUGUCUUCACUUCAAAUAUACUACGUAAAGUGUGUAGCCGAAGAGACUAUUUAAAAGCUAUAGUUAAAAAUGAGACUGAUGAAAUGGAAGCGAUUAUAGAAAUUAAUAAAAAACAAAUUCAUUGGUUAGAGCUCAAAGAAGCAGAAUACAAAGACAAAUUUUACCGAAUUCUAAUGAACGAGUUUCAGAACUUAUUCGCAUCAUACGAAGUGACAAAACUAUUUACGUGCUUACAAUAUGUACAUACACAGAUUUUUGCUACUUCAGAAGACCCAAAAGAUAGUAUUUCUACAUUAGCUUUUAACUUGGAAAUUAUUUAUCUCAAUCUAUCUUCUAAACUGGAUGAUUUAGAUCAAACAGUUGUCAAGGAAGCAAAGCGUGAAUUAUUCGCAGAAGACAUAAAAAUGAUGAAACAAGCCCGGCUUGCUCAGAGAACUUUAAAGGAGUGUGACAUUUUGACUAAGAAUCUGUACACCAGUUUUGAACCAUCAAGACGAAGGCGUAAAUAA
Colias croceus (clouded yellow) is the source of this 1338-nucleotide messenger RNA. RefSeq lists its product as uncharacterized. Lineage: Eukaryota; Metazoa; Arthropoda; Insecta; Lepidoptera; Pieridae. Bases 1 to 1338 code for a protein of 445 amino acids. The record is from RefSeq and is a predicted model, not a curated record. The transcript has a single exon.